Molecule: messenger RNA, 1046 nt
Organism: Moneuplotes crassus
Lineage: Eukaryota; Ciliophora; Spirotrichea; Euplotida; Euplotidae
Source: the annotation of a GenBank genome assembly
UGAUAAUCGAUGUUCCCAACCAGAAGACUACCCCUCCCAUCUCUCCUGUAUCCCAUCCCAGCUUCCAGAAUACUGACAGAGCAGCUAUGCAAUAUUUCAUCAUUGGAAAAAGUGUCUGUUGCCUCAUCUCCAAAAAGUAAAGAUUUGACUUCAAGCCAAUCCCCUGAGAGCAGUUCUCCAACUCAAAAAUUCUUUAAUGGGACAGAAUCUAAGAAUACAAUUAGCCUUUAUGAGCAUACAAGAAGCAAUGAUCAACCUUCAAAGCUAUCAGAUGAAAGAGAGCGCUUGAAGAAGACUCCGUCUUGGAAAAGCAUCAUGCCUCCAAGGAGAGGUAAAAUAUCAAGUGAUAAAAGAGAGGACGUUCUCUAUAAAAUUCUCAUUAGAGCUAUUAAAAGAUAUUAUUGGCAGAGAUGAUGUGAAGGAAACAGUCUUAUAUCUCACCUUUCAAAAGAAGAGGAGUUAAGAGUGUUUGAUGAACUUGAUUCUAUUGCCAAUCAAAGAUUUGCUAAAUACUUUCAUGAAGAUGAGCUUAAGCACACCCCAAAACUUUCAAUCUUACAUGAUCCUUCCUUUGUGCUAUCCAAAAACCUCUCUGUUUUUCUUGAAAUUAAAGUGUUGUUAGCAAGCAUUAUUAUCAGAAAGAACAUGAAGAGGUAUAUUAAUAGAUGAAGUCUGAGAAGAGUUUGAGAAAAGUAUUACCAAAUCAUUUAUAAGUAUUCGUACAAAAGACUUGGCACGCUCUUAAAGUCCAAAUCAGUUCAACUUAUAUUCUUAGACUUUUUUGAAUCUGAAGAGUUCCAACAAAUGCUAGAGACAGAUGAAUCACUUGAAAAAGAUAAGGAUGCAUAUGACUACAGAGCAAAAAGGAUUAUAGAUUAUGUCAAGAAUCUUGAUCCUUUAAAACCUUCUUUUGUAUUUCAAAGCUCAUAAGAAUUCUUUCACAACUUGAAAAUAAGUCGCGGAAAAUUGAUCCAGGGCAAUGGUUUAAAAUAAUUUCCUAUUAAAAUUAUUUCCUUUAAGCUUAUCUUACCUCCCAACUGACAAAG